GUUGAACGUUGCCAAGUUUUGAAAAGUCUCAGCAUCAACAUUUAAAGGUACUAUCAUGACAUCGAUGACAUUAGUGAAAUACGUGGUGGUUAUUUUCAAUUUUCUAUUUCUGCUUUGUGGCAUGGGAGUCGCCGCCAUGGGUGCUUAUACCAUCGCCAAUGGUGAGCAGUUUGGAGCCCUGGUCGGAGAGAACUUGAUGGAGAGCGGGGCUUACCUGUUACUAGCAGCGGGGGGAGCUGUCAUCUUGGUGUCCAUGGCGGGGUGUUUUGGUGCAUUAGUCGAGAACAAAUGUCUUCUGAUCUUCUAUUUUACGGUCCUGUUAAUCACCUUCAUAUUAGAGGCUGCAGCAGGUGUUGUGGGGUUCCUCUUCUACGGACAGCUGGAGCCAUUUUUGACAAGUAAAGUCAAGGAUACAAUAAGCAGCAAGUAUGGACGCAAAGAGUACAACCUGGUCACUUUAGCUGUGGAUGAACUGCAAAUGGAGUUUGAGUGCUGCGGUUUCAAUUCACCAAGUGAUUGGAAUAACGCCACCUACUUCAACUCCAGUGCGGCUGUGCCUGUGUCCUGCUGUAUAGACAGGAACGCCAACGGCUGCAAUGCGGCCAUCAACAAUAGCACCAUCUACUCACAGGGUUGUUAUACCAAGAUGCUAACGUGGAUCCAAUCCAAUGUCGAUAUGCUGGGAGGAUUUGGCAUCAGUGUGGCCCUUUUCCAGUUACUUGGACUUGGUUUCACAUUCUGCCUGUGUAAGCGUGCUGGAAAAAACAAAAAAGGCGGUCAACGUUCGCCUGGUGACUCCCCACGCUCCCGGCGCUAGGCAGCAUGGAUUGAUCCGCCACCCUGACUGUUCUGAGUGGAUAUCGAUCCUAUAAAAUUUUAGUUUGAAAAUAAAUUAUCAUACUUCUGAGUUUAA
This is a messenger RNA of Saccostrea cuccullata (small rock oyster), 913 nucleotides long. Its product is annotated as CD151 antigen-like. Gene Ontology annotation, cellular component: plasma membrane. Lineage: Eukaryota; Metazoa; Mollusca; Bivalvia; Ostreida; Ostreidae. The coding region runs from base 56 to 817 and encodes 253 amino acids. The transcript has 8 exons. The record is from RefSeq and is a predicted model, not a curated record.